AUGGCUACCGCCGAGCAAAUGAAGCAAUAUGAGGAAGUGCUGAAGACACAUACACCAGCCCUCAACAAGCCCGUCACAGAGAUCGUUAUAUUCCGGACAAAGGAAGAGAUUACCGAGGAGACAAGGACGGCACUGGAGAGAGACUUUGUCGGUCCCUCAUCCAGAGGCAAAGGUGUCCGCGCAACGGCAUGGGGUUAUGCUCUGGAUGAUCCUCGCACUUUCGUGAUCGCCUUUGAUUGGGAGAAGAUUCAGUACCACUGGGACUUUUGGCAGACUCCGGAGUUCGCCACGGUCAUGGGCGCGAUCGAUAAAUGGUUUGUGCCGGGAAGGCCCUUGGUCAGGCACUAUGACUUCAAUCCUCCGGGGCUUCUCAAAAGCAAAUUUGUCUCAAUUAGCAUCUGGGAUGAAGGAGAGGAGAAGGAUGUUAAGGAAAUUAAGAGUAAGGUGAACAGCGAACAGCAGGGCUGGGAGGCAAGACAAGCUGGAUUCGCAGCGGACAUGGGAGAGAUGACAUGGUGUGCUGUGGUUCUCGGCUACGGCAGCGAAGAGGCUGCGAGAGCGGACGGGAUUCAGCCAAAAGGGGUGACGCAUCUCGUGCAGCUCAAGCGUGCUUAA
Cyphellophora attinorum is the source of this 615-nucleotide messenger RNA. RefSeq lists its product as uncharacterized. The transcript has a single exon. Lineage: Eukaryota; Fungi; Ascomycota; Eurotiomycetes; Chaetothyriales; Cyphellophoraceae. The record is from RefSeq and is a predicted model, not a curated record. The coding region runs from base 1 to 615 and encodes 204 amino acids.